Messenger RNA from Aplysia californica (California sea hare), 3130 nucleotides. RefSeq names its product solute carrier organic anion transporter family member 2A1. Gene Ontology annotation, cellular component: membrane. The record is from RefSeq and is a predicted model, not a curated record. Gene Ontology annotation, biological process: sodium-independent organic anion transport; transmembrane transport. Lineage: Eukaryota; Metazoa; Mollusca; Gastropoda; Aplysiida; Aplysiidae. Gene Ontology annotation, molecular function: protein binding.
UAACCGGAUAACCGGAUCUACAACAGGGAAUGGUAACCAGCAGCCGUGCUGUCAGCCCUGACAACACCUGUAUAAAAGAUAAAUCUGUGUAGCACGUAGCUAGUCGGUAGUUGGGGAGAAGAAAGACAACGCUUUGCCUAUGUUCGGAUUCCCAGAAUAAUCCGCCCUUCUCUCUGCGCUGUUGUCAAAAUCUAAUCAAAAGUGACUUCACGAUGGAAGACAAAAAUCUCGUCGUCCUUGAUGUGACUGGAUUUGAGAACGCCCUGAACGCAAGCUCAGUCAAUUUGGGCUUUAUCGCCGAUGAAAGUACUCCGGAUCCACAAGACUUUGAUGAGACCUAUGGGAAACACAUUGUUUCUGAGGCUGAGACUGGUGCCGAUUUGAAUUCGUACACCGGGAACGUUGAUUUUUCGGAAAAUCCCCAAGAUAAGAAUAGCUCACUUGUUGCAGAUCAUGAAAAUCCUGAAAAUUGGGACAAUCCGAAAUUUUCGGAUAUCAACUUGGAGGACGAUCAAAAUGAAACAGGAGUUGCUACUGGCGUUGAGUUUCCGAAAACAGAGACUGUGUCUAGGGAGGAUACGGAUGAGAUUCAGCUUGCAAAGCAGUCGUCGAGUGUGGAAAAUGUGCCUUCCUGCCCAAAUGGGGUGGAAAACAAAGCAUUUGACAUCGGACAAGAAGGGAUCUCAACGGCCGAUAAACCUCCGAAAGUGACAUUCGGGGAAGACAGCAAAGCCUUCCUUCCAGUCAAUGGAGCGAAAGAUGUGGUUUCUGACCCGGAUACCAAGCAAAUCCCGGAGGACGAUGAGGAUCCUGGGACGGACAUGUCUUGUGGGCUGGGUGGGUGCAGACCAAAGGCGCUACAGAUCACGACCUUGGAGAAACACUUCAACUUCAGCAGUUCGGUGUCCGGUUUCCUGAUGUCCUGUAACGAUCUGGGCUACUUAAUCACCACACUCUUCAUGUCUUACUACGCCAGACGUCUGCACAUUCCGCGAGCCCUCGCACUAUCUACCAUCGUCUACGGGGUGUCCGGUCUCUUUUGCACUAUUGCGUUCUUCGGCUCCAGGGACCAGAUUCCUACGCCGCCUCAAGCAGAAAACGGUGCUACUUCCCAGGCCCCUCCGCGAAGCCCGUCCCAGAUGUGUUUGGCGGGAAACAGCUCAUCGCUUGGUGCCAUGUCCCAGAAUGCCACCUGCGAGGAACUGGCGAAGCGCGUGGAUACCUUUGAGGUGUCAGAGGGUUGGCGGACGGCGGCAGUGGUCAUCAUUGCUAUAGGGAUGAUGAUACAGGGCAUAGCCAAGUCUCCCCGGCAGUCUUUCCUGGGAACGUAUGUGGACGACAACGUGCCCAAGACAAAGUCAACUCUAUACCUAGGUACGAUGGUGGGUUUGUCUAUUUUUGGACCGGCCUUGGCUUUCACCUUGGGAGGUGUAUUCACAAAGAUAUACAUCACUUUGGAGGGUUGGUUCCCAGGCCCUGUCAUUUUCGGUGCGAUCACGGACAGCACAUGCCUUCUUUGGAAAACGACCUGCUCCGGUGCGUUCGGCGCAUGCGCACUCUACGACAUUGACGUCAUGAGGUACCGGUAUCACGGGAUGCAGAUGGGUCUCCGAGCCGUCACAAUCUCCCUGCAAACGAUAGCGCUUCUGUACGCCACCUUCUCCAAAAAGGUUGUGUUCCAGCCUCAUACAGACGAAACGACAACGGUCGGUGUUGACAGCGGUCAUGUGAUGACAGAAAGCCACAAGGCUGGACAGAUUACCAGUUUGAACACGACAGACAAAGAGAUGAAAGCUUGAAACUGUCGUGUUGUGAGUCGUUCACGGCUUUGAAAAACAAUCCCCUGAAGCUUUCGUCUUGUAAGAUGUUGACAGCUUUGAGGAAAACCUUUAAAAGUUGGGGGGUGAAACUUAAACUUGCCCACCCCCUGUUCUCCCCCUUUCACCCCCGUACUCCAUCCCAUGCGGAGCUUCCUCGGCCUGGUGAACAAAUCAGGGGUUUCUAUUCUCCAUGGGGUCAGGCUGGGAUUGCAGUGACGUCUUACCAGAACGACCCAUUUAAGAAUCGGGGUCCAUAUAAUCCUUUAUCACAUUAAGGUUUGACCCUCGCCAAUUUUUUUCCUAUUUUUUUAAGACAUCGAGAAAGAAAUCCUUGAUUCGAUUCUGUGGUCUAGUGGUUAGGCUCUCGGAUUCUCCGCCGUAAGGUCACGAGUUUAUACCCAGUCAGGAGUCCGACGUUGUAUAUUAGGAAAGGGGAGAAUUAGUUAACUGGUUAAAGACAGCGAAAGGUUUUACCAGCUUGUUAGUGUUUUAGCGCGUGUAAUCCACAGCUUGCACUGUAUACGUCCCCCAAAUCCGAGAAUGCUUCUUAGUUGUGUUCUAGGGUCUGCUGCGGAAAUAAUGUAUCGUUGUCAAGCGCAUAGAGCACGCUGCAGUGCUCAAAUAUGCGUUACAUAAACGCAAUUAAUGUAAUUUCUUAUUUUAUAAAUAUUUAGACAUGCACGGGUGUCUUGGGGGUCAUACCCAUGAGCUAAAUCCCGUUUAUUUUAAUGUGAGAUUGAACACCUAAAUCGAAAAUGAAUCUCUACGUCCAAGAAAGCUGUUACGCUUUUCUACACAAUGCCCAUGACUGUACUCCACAUGUAGAGUUAAAUUCGCUAAAAUGUGAUACAAUUUGUCUAAAAUUUCACCUUAAACAUAAUAUGGAACGUUUGAAACAAUAUCUCCUCUCCUUAUAACCCUAUUGGGCUCGUAAAAAUAAAAAUGCCAGUCCGAGGGGUUCGAGACUCAGCUUGGACCGAUUUUGUGUUCUUGGAAAAGGGCAUUUUAAACGAAUUUUCCCAUUUGGUUGGGUUUUAUGAAAGGUGAACGUUAAAUUCAGAGGCCCCGCCUCCUGAAGAACCUUUCAGCAAUGGAAAGAACUGACCUACUUUUGCAAUUUUUAACAGGCCUACUUUAGCCAAAACGCUAGCAUUAUGGCGGUAUAAUGAGAGAUAUCUUGCGAUGUCUCUUGCAUGACCAUUUUAUAAAAAGCGCAAUCAAUACUCCUUUAAACAUUUCUACUAUUGUUACCAAAAACGUUGUUGAUUAGUAGAAUUGAUCUUUCAACAGUUCUCGUCACCAACGACGUU